Epinephelus moara (kelp grouper) is the source of this 5571-nucleotide messenger RNA. Its product is annotated as exportin-5. Gene Ontology annotation, molecular function: small GTPase binding; RNA binding; nuclear export signal receptor activity. The transcript is spliced from 33 exons. Gene Ontology annotation, cellular component: cytoplasm; nucleus; RNA nuclear export complex. NCBI's taxonomy places the organism in Eukaryota, Metazoa, Chordata, Actinopteri, Perciformes, Serranidae. Bases 111 to 3776 code for a protein of 1221 amino acids. Gene Ontology annotation, biological process: protein export from nucleus; RNA export from nucleus. The record is from RefSeq and is a predicted model, not a curated record.
UUGUGCACGUUGGUACCUCCCUGCUCGUACACAGCUCACUGUCGUGCAGGUGUUUUGCAUAAGGGCGCUUCGCUUUCGCCUCAACAGUGUGCCAGACACUACCUGAAGUCAUGGCUGACCAGGUGGCCGCCAUGUGUGAGCAGCUUAUCAAAGCUGUGAAUGUGAUGAUGGAUGCAGAAACGGGCCAAAUUUACCGACUGGAGGCCCUAAAGUUUUGCGAAGAGUUUAAAGAGACGAGCUCCUUCUGUGUCCCAUGUGGCUUACAACUAGCAGACAAAGCCCAGCCAGCUGUAGUGAGACACUUUGGUUUGCAAAUCCUGGAGCACGUCAUCAAGUUCAGAUGGAACAACAUGCAGCAACAGGAGAAAGUCCAGCUGAAGGAGUGUGCCAUGCAGUUGUUAUCGAAUGGCACUCAUGCCAUCCUGGAGGAGGAGAGCCACAUUAAAGACGCCCUGUCACGAAUCACUGUGGAGAUGAUAAAGAGAGAAUGGCCUCAACAUUGGCCAGACAUGCUGAAAGAGAUGGAGGCUCUCACUAGCCAUGGGGAGGCACAGACAGAACUGGUGAUGUUGAUCCUGUUGAGGCUGGCGGAGGAUGUGAUCACCUUCCAGACGUUGCCCACCCAGCGACGCAGAGACAUCCAGCAGACACUCACGCAGAACAUGGAAAAUAUCUUCAGCUUCAUGAUGGCCAUUCUGCAUGUUAAUGUCGAGGACUACCGGAAACUGAAAGGGUCACCUGGACAUGAACUGCAGGCCAGAGCUCACUGUCGAGUCGCCGUGGUUACGCUGAACACACUCGCAGGCUACAUAGAUUGGGUGUCUCUGGUGCACAUCACCUCUGGAAACUGUCAUCUCCUGGAGAUGUUGUGUUUGCUGCUGAGUGAACCGGAGCUGCAGCUGGAGGCCGCGGAGUGUCUGCUCAUCGCCAUCAGCCGGAAGGGCAAGCUGGAGGAUAGGAAGCCGUUCAUGCUGCUGUUUGACGAUGUGGCCAUCCACUACAUCCUUUCUGCGGCCCAGUCAGCAGAUGGACUGGCAAUAUGUAAGAAAUCCCCUGAAUCACAAGCAGUGGAGGUGGUGGAGCGGCGCUACAUCUUCCUGAAGAGGCUGUGUCAGGUGCUGUGUGCUCUGGGAGGACAGCUCUGCUCAUUAGUGGGUUCAGAUGUCGAGGUGGAGGUACCUGCAAAUCUCAGCAAGUACAUGGAAGCCUUUUUAGCCUUCACUACACAUUCCAGUCAGUUUUUGAAGUCGUCCACUCUGCCUUCUUGGGGAGCUCUGUUCAGACAUGAGACUCUGUCGAAGGACGCGGUUGUUGUGGAGAUGGCCAUCAAAUUCCUCAGAGCGUCUAUGACCAACCUAGUUAAGACUGGAUUUCCAUCUAGAAACGAUAGCCCAAGUUGUGAGUACUCCCGUGUGGACUUUGACAGCGACGAGGACUUCAACUCAUUCUUUAAUUCUUUUCGAGCACAGCAGGGAGAGGUGGUGAGGUGUGCAUGUCGUAUUGUACCUCUGGAGGCUUUCCAGAUAGCAGCAGAGUGGUUACAGUAUCAGAUCGCCAGCCCUAUUGAUACUGGUACUACCACAUCUAAGUCAGCGGAGGGCCUGUGCUCCCUCCUGUCUCCAUCAGUGGUCCAGUGGGAUGCGAUGACCGUCUUCAUGGAGUGCAUGGUUGGACAGAUCUUCAAAAAUCUGGAGGAGGAGAAGUUGCCCAUAGAUCAGAGCAUGGAGCUGCUGCAGGCCGUGCUAAACUACGACACCAAAGACCCGCUCAUCCUGUCCUGUGUGCUCACCAAUGUUUCCGCUCUCUUCCCAUUUGUCGUACAAAGACCGCACUUCCUGCCACAGGUCCUCUACAAGCUGUUUAAAGCCAUCACAUUUGAGAUUGAUCAGGAAAAUAAGGCACCUCGGACCCGAGCCGUAAAGAACGUGAGGAGGCACGCCUGUUCUUCCAUCAUCAAAAUUUGCCGGGAUUACCCACAGUUCAUUUUGCCUUGUUUUGAGAUGUUUUACAAUCACGUGAAGAAGCUGUUCUCCAGCGACGCCACGCUCACUCACAUGGAGAAAUGCUCGCUGAUGGAAGCUCUGGUGCUCAUCAGUAACCAGUUCAAAGACUUUGCAAAGCAGAAGGCGUUUCUAGAUGAACUGAUGGCUUCAGUGGUAGCAGAAUGGACCUCAGACGAGAUGAGACAUGUGCUGUGGAACCCUGCCAUGUUCCUGUCCUUUGUUGGCGCUGAUCAGGUGGUCACCGAGCAAAAUAAAGAUAAAGACACAGUGGGGCUCAAUAGAGGGCGGUUGAGUUUCUGCUUGUACGCCAUGUUGGGGGUGGUGAAGCGAGCACGCUGGCCUGCAGACCUGGAGGAAGCUAAGGCUGGUGGCUUCGUGAUGGGCUACACCCCCGCUGGAGCACCCAUCUACAGAAACCCCUGCACCGCCCAGUUUUUGGCCUUGCUGCCCAACCUGCUGGCUCUAAUCAGGACUCACAACAGUCUGUUCUUGCCAGAGAACAUGGCUCGUCUGAGUGAGACUUUCUCCAGGGCCCAUGAGGUGAUGGAUGCAGAGAAAAAUGUGGUUCUUGGUCUCUCUCAGCAUCUUCUGGAUAUUUAUGACUCUCCUGUGUAUAGAACCAACCUGGAGCGAAUGCAGGGAUUUUUCACCACAUUGUAUGACAACUGCCUCCAUGUGCUGGGAAAUGCAGGUCUGUCCCUGCAGCAGGAAUUCUACACCAUUGAGAGGUUGGCAGAAGAAAUCACUGGCUCUGCUUUCGUCUCCCUCGACCAUGUGCCUGACCACAGACUUCGCCCCAUGAUUCGUGUAUUUUUGAGGCAGUUGGUGAUAUCAUGCCCUCAGGAGUACUACAACAGUCUACUCUGCCCCCUGCUGGGACCUCUGUUCGCCUACAUGCUGCAGAGACUCAACAUCAAGUGGCAGGUCAUCAACCAGAGGACCUCUGUCAAUGGGGAGGAUGAGGAGGAGGUGGUGUGUCAGGAUAGCCAGGUGACGCAGGAGAUGCUGGAGGAGCAGCUGGUGCGCCUGCUCACCAGGGAGGUGCUGGAUCUGCUCACUGUGAGCUGUGUUUCCAGAAAAGGACCUGAACCAGCAGCAAAUAAUAAGGAGGAAGUAGAUGAGGAAGACAUGAUGAUGGAUUCAGUGCAGACGGCGACUCCUGCUCAGCCCACAGAGGAGCUCACUGAGCUGGGAAAAUGUCUGAUGAAACAUGAGAGCAUCUACAUGACCAUGUUGACCCUCUCCUUCACCUCACUGUCGUGGAAGGACACCACGAACUGUCACCGCACUGCCUCCAUGGUCUGCUGGACACUUCUGCGGCAGGUCGUAGGGGGUAAUCUUCUUCCUGAGGCGGUCACAUGGUUUUAUACCAGUGUUCUUAGGGGCCUUCAGGUUCACGGGCAGCAUGAGGUCUGCAACUCCACCCUCUCUCAGCUGGCGAUGCUGAUCUAUGAAAACCUGCGGCCUCGCUACAUCGAGCUGAAAGCUGUGAUGACUCAGAUCCCAAACAUCAAUGUUGAUGCUCUGGACCAGUAUGACCACAGGCUCAUGGACCCCAACGCCCAGAAGAUGGGAGACAAGAAGAGGAAAGACCAGUUCAAGAAGCUCAUCGCAGGAACUGUUGGGAAAGCUCUGUGCCAGCAGUUCAGGAAGGAGGUUCAUAUCCGGAAUCUUCCAUCCCUCUUUAAAAAGCCGAAACCAGACAGCGAUGUUGCCAACAGUGAGGCGCUGGGCCUGGCAGCUCUCUUCACCCCGGAGAAUGAUGCCCUGUAGGAAGACAGCGGAUCUAAUGAACUUCAUACUGACUGAGGACGCAGUUAUUUGUACAAACUCACCGUCCUCCAGCUGGGGCUGUACCUAACAUAACUGUCAACACCUCUGUUGUUCAAUCUUUAAUCCAACUCUCAUUGUGCCACUGCACGACUCAUGAAUUACACCUUUCCACCAGUCAUUUAUGCAAGCUAUUAUCACACAGAAGAGCAAACUACUUCUCCAUCCUCUCGCUCAUACCAAUAAAUGAGGUAUAUGAGCUACGGAGAUUAGAAGUAAAUAUUUCAGAUUAAAGAAUGGCCUGUGUCUGUGUCAGAUUGGGUUAAGAGAUGAUCUUAAAAUAGCAGACUAACCAUUAAUAUUUGCUCUGCAGCAGAAGCUUCAUCGAGCCACAAAACUACUUUGAUUCUGUCGUUUCACGUUUUCAUUUUAAGGGGCAAUAUGUGCCCGUUGCUCAGCAUCACGCACACUAAGCAUGUCUGUUUAUGGGACAAGGGAAUCAAACUGAGAGCCCCGCUGAGGUUUGAUAUUCAGCAUACAAGUCGGCAUCUAAUGAUGUCCAAACAAGCAAAGCCAGUAGAGCCAAUAGCUGCAGGAGUAGCCUGUUAGGAAGAAGAGUGUGUGUGUUUGUGUCACUUGUGGAGAGGAGGAGACUGUUUGUACUCAAAAGAAAAACUCUUAAAUUCAGAGGUCAGUGUUGGCAGAUAUGUUGUGUGACCAUGCUGCUGCUGUCGAGGCUGUUACAUUCUGGGUCAAGAAGAAGAAAAACCUUGGACACAUAAUGGUGCACAUUUCUUUAUUUGCUGUAUUUUUAUCUGACUGAACGAGCUCAACUGCGGUCUGAUUCUGAAGGAUGUGCUGAAGGGUACCUCAGGUGCGACCUUCCCCAACAUGGGGUGAAGAUGCUUUAUGGAAACAUACUCUAAGAAAGAAAACAAAGCAGCUGGAUUGUGUUUUCAUGAAUGGUUAUUAUAGAUAUAAAUAUGAAUGACCGUUUUCUAGUUUGCAGAUAUUACGAAGUAGUUGUUUUAGGCUGCUUGCUUUUUGCCCGUCGGCACACUUUACUGUACACAGCCCACGUACUGUUUUCAAUUGCUUAUUUAAUGCAUAUCAUACUACAAAGAAUUAAUACAGCCACAUUUUGUGCCAAAACACUCACAGUAGACCUAUUUGACAAACGUGACCAGACAUUUGUAUGUGAGAAGCAAAACCUACUAAGAUACAACUUUUAUGAAGAUUAUUUAAGGGUGGACUCGACGACUAAUGUGUAGCUUAAUCCAAGUCUUUCUGUUGUUUUCUAGCUGUUCAGUUUGUGAUUGUAUUCUGUUUUUCAUGUCUUGUUUUUUAUGUGUUUGUACUGGUUUUUCCAGUCGUAUGAAAAAGACGAACCAGCACUACAUUCCCCUGUUGUCUAAAGGAUUGUUUUUAAGCAUAAUUUGAUGGGUGUGUUUUGCUCCUUCAUGGUAGAGAAUGAUUUGCUUUGUGAUGUCUAGAUUCAGACCAAAAUUAUUUGGAGUUGUUUGAGCUUUCACUUUAAAUGCACCUAGACUGGUCUGCACUUCAGAUAAUUAUUGCAAACAGGUUCACAUCAUACUUGCACAGGAAUAAGAACAUUUAUGAAGCUUGACUUUCCAAUGAAUUCUCCUGUCUUUGUCAUGACUGUUUGUUCACAUGCGGCCAUUUUUAAAAAAAGCUUGUCCAACACUAAAAUGUUCUGUACAAAGGAGAAAAUAGGCUUUUUAAAAGUGUAGUGUGGUUUAUAUUUUGUUGUUUUUAAAUAAAAAAAGAUUGAUCUUGA